This is a messenger RNA of Anopheles coustani, 1101 nucleotides long. RefSeq lists its product as uncharacterized. The record is from RefSeq and is a predicted model, not a curated record. Bases 89 to 619 code for a protein of 176 amino acids. Lineage: Eukaryota; Metazoa; Arthropoda; Insecta; Diptera; Culicidae. The transcript is spliced from 3 exons.
AGUGCUUCGAGGCAGAGUGCACUGAGUGAGUUGUAGUGGAUCGAGCUUUCGAACGAGGAAUCUCCGGAUCAACGAGUGACGGCAAGUAAUGAAGGCACUUCGUUGCAUACUCUCAGGGCUGGUGAUUAUGCUGAUGUCCGUUUUGCACUGCAGCGGCCAAAGCUCGGAAGAGCACGCGCUGGCCAACGGCGAGAUGGGCUACGCGGAACUGGACCGGGGCAAACCGCCGCUAGGAGACCUGAACGGACUGCUCGAAUCACUGGCGCGGUCCGGCAAUGGCGAAAGUAUGGACGCACUUGCCGACACUGACGAUCCGCACGGAUCCCUGGCGGUCCCGGUCGACUACGACACGGCCGACGGUAUCGCGGCCCGGCUCGGCUACGCUCGUCACACCGGCGAUAACAAACGCAGCUGGAACAAGAUGAAUGCGGCCUGGCGAAAGCGUGUCACCAACGGCGCCCGGAAUGCCGGCUGGACCAGGUUUGGUGGUGCCUGGGGGAAGCGAGAACCGGGCUGGAACAACCUGAAGGGCCUCUGGGGCAAGCGUGCAGGCAACAAAUGGGACAAGCUUUCGUCCGCCUGGGGCAAGCGGCAGCAGCCGAGUGGAGGCUACCAGUAGGUCGCCAGUAGCGUAUAUUGCAACUACACAUCCAUUUAUCCGUAAAUAGUUGAUGGCUAGCCGUAGAUCCAAAGCUAGCACAACGGCAACAGUUGCACCAUGAUGUUGCAAUAAGCACACCCAGCUAGAGGAAGCGGUGAUCAUGCGAAUACCGACAAGACAUACACCAGUUCUGAGGGCAAAAGGAAGAAAGGGAGGACUGUGAGCAGUGCGGAGCUAAGCGUUCAAUUUUUGAUCUCGUUACCGUUUUUAUUACUAUCCUGUGUUUCUGCAGGUGCCACAACAUUAUAAGAUAGAGCGACCCACAGUACAGCGGAAAGGGCUGAAAAGGAUGAAGUUGAAAGUAUAACAAUAAUUGAAAAAUAAAAUAAUCCCUAAAGCUCAGUACGAUUGAAAGUCAGUGUAAACGGUGUCCCGCGUGUUUGUAAAUGUAUACAUUUGAAGCUAAGAUACGACAUCAAUAAACAAAAGAGAUAAAACAA